Lepus europaeus (European hare) is the source of this 1425-nucleotide messenger RNA. RefSeq names its product D-box binding PAR bZIP transcription factor (gene DBP). The coding region runs from base 374 to 1327 and encodes 317 amino acids. The record is from RefSeq and is a predicted model, not a curated record. The transcript has 4 exons. Gene Ontology annotation, cellular component: nucleus. Gene Ontology annotation, biological process: regulation of transcription by RNA polymerase II. NCBI's taxonomy places the organism in Eukaryota, Metazoa, Chordata, Mammalia, Lagomorpha, Leporidae. Gene Ontology annotation, molecular function: RNA polymerase II cis-regulatory region sequence-specific DNA binding; DNA-binding transcription factor activity, RNA polymerase II-specific.
AAAGAAGUUUGCAGCGGCCCCGCCUGGAGGCGGCCCCCUCCCCCGCCGCGCGGCGCACACCUCCGGGUGCGGGGCGCAGAGCGCCUUGCAUUGCGAGCGCGGCGGACUUCGCGGGAGCCGGGCUCGCCCACCCUGCAGAAGCAGCGCCGCGGGCACCCGAGGAGCCGUCGCGUCGCCCGGGCCGCCGGGCCGCUCCUGCCCCGAGCACCGCCGGGCCCCGUGCUGGAUACUGGAGGCUUGCAAGCUGCCCUCGCCCGCCCCCGGGGCCGGACACUCGCCCGAGCCGCGGCAAGGACCGUGCUGGUGACUGGCAGGCCCGCCCGCGCCCGCCUCCGCCCCGGGAGCCCAUGAGCCUGGGGGCAGGUGCCGGGCGAUGGCGCGGCCUCUGAGCGACCGGACCCCGGCCCCGCUGCUGCUGGGAGGCCCGCCCGGGGCCGCCCCUGGCGGGGGAUCGCUGCUCGGGCUGCGCAGCCUUCUGCAGGGGACCAGCAAGCCCAAAGAGCCGGCCAGCUGUCUGCUGAAGGAGAAGGAGCGCAAGGCGGCUCCGGCCGCAGCCGCCGCCCCCGGGCCGGGCCUGGAGACGGCGGGCCCGGCGGAUGCGGCGCCGGGCGGCGGGUCCCCGCGGGGGCGCCCCGGGGCCGGGCCGGGCCCGAGUCUGCUGGCGCCGCUGCUGUGGGAGCGCACGCUGCCGUUCGGCGACGUGGAGUACGUGGACCUGGACGCCUUCCUGCUGGAGCACGGGCUCCCGCCCAGCCCGCCGCCCCCCGGGGGCCCGUCGCCCGCGCGCACGCCCGCGCCCUCCCCGGGGCCCGGCUCCUGCGGCUCGGCCUCUCCGCGCUCCUCGCCGCGACACACCCCGGCCCGGGCCGGCCUGGGGGCCGCCGGCGGCCACCGCGGAGGCCUGACUGCUCGGGACACGCCCAGCCCCGUGGACCCAGACACGGUGGAGGUGCUGAUGACCUUUGAACCCGACCCAGCUGAUCUUGCCCUGUCAAGCAUUCCAGGCCACGAGACCUUCGACCCUCGGAGACAUCGCUUCUCGGAGGAGGAGCUUAAGCCGCAGCCAAUCAUGAAGAAGGCCAGGAAAAUCCAGGUGCCGGAGGAGCAGAAGGACGAGAAGUACUGGAGCCGGCGGUACAAGAACAACGAGGCGGCAAAGCGGUCCCGCGACGCGCGGCGGCUCAAGGAGAACCAGAUAUCGGUGCGGGCGGCCUUCCUGGAGAAGGAGAACGCCCUGCUGCGGCAGGAGGUGGUGGCCGUGCGCCAGGAGCUGUCCCACUACCGCGCCGUGCUGUCCCGCUACCAGGCGCAGCACGGGGCGCUGUGAGGCCGCGGAGCUCGCUCGCCCCCUCUCCCCUCCCGCCCUGUGGCCCACGGGCUGGCCGGCUGGGUGCUCCAGGGACGUGAUGAUGCAGAUAAAUACAU